This is a messenger RNA of Portunus trituberculatus (swimming crab), 518 nucleotides long. Its product is annotated as numb-like protein. The transcript is spliced from 3 exons. Bases 51 to 389 code for a protein of 112 amino acids. NCBI's taxonomy places the organism in Eukaryota, Metazoa, Arthropoda, Malacostraca, Decapoda, Portunidae. The record is from RefSeq and is a predicted model, not a curated record.
ACCACCACAACUACAGCUACAACUACGACUAUCACCACCACUACAACGAAAUGGGACCGCGAGAGGAAUACUUAAGGAGAGUCUGGGCGGAGGAAGCAGAAGAGAUAAUGAAAAAGGAGGAAGAAGACAAACAACAACAACAACAACAACAACAACAACAACAACAACAACAACAGCAAUUAGAAGAAACAAUUAUUCCCCCUCUUACGGCCAGCCCACGUCCAGCCACCACAUUCUGGACUUGGCACCGCCCACACCUGCCCGCCAGAACAGCCCCUGCCCACACCCACGCCCGCGCCUUCACCCGGAACGCCGCCUUCACCACGCCCAUCACCCACGCCCUCGACCCGCCCAACUGGCCUGGAUGGAUCCGCCCGCACGCCCCUUAAGAUUGACACAAACGGACAGAUAGACAGACAGACAUACAGAUAGAUAGAUAGAUAGUUAGAUAGAUAGAUAGACAGGGAGAUAGACAGACAGACAGACAGAUAGUUAGAUAGAUAGAUAGAUGGAUAGAC